GCUACGGAUGGACGCUGAAUGGGCCAGAGGCAGGGAUGGUCGGCUAUGACCCCAGAGCUGAUGGCAAAAAUAUCUCCAAGUUCGAGGUGGCAGUGGCUGGCUCCUUGUCUGGACUUGUCACUCGGGCACUGAUCAGUCCCUUGGAUGUCAUCAAGAUCCGUUUCCAGCUUCAGAUCGAACGCCUGUCCCGCAGUGACCCCCGUGCAAAGUACCACGGCAUCCUCCAGGCUGGGAGACAGAUUCUGCAGGAGGAGGGCCCAGCGGCAUUCUGGAAAGGACACAUCCCAGCCCAGCUUCUCUCCAUAGGCUAUGGGGCUGUCCAAUUUCUGUCAUUUGAACUGCUGACAGAGCUGGUGCACAGAGCCACCUUAUACGACGCCCGGGAUUUCUCAGUGCACUUCAUGUGUGGCGGCCUGUCUGCCUGUGCGGCCACCCUCGCCGUGCACCCCGUCGAUGUCCUGCGCACUCGCUUUGCAGCUCAGGGUGAGCCCAGGGUCUAUAAAACCCUCCGAGACGCCAUGGUGACCAUGUACAGGACUGAAGGCCCCUUAGUUUUCUACAAGGGCUUGAACCCCACCUUGAUCGCCAUCUUCCCCUACGCUGGCUUCCAGUUCUCCUUUUACAGCUCCUUGAAGCAUGUGUAUGAAUGGGCCGUGCCGGCCGAAGGAACGACAAAUGGGAACCUUAAAAACCUGGUCUGCGGCAGUGGAGCCGGAGUCAUCAGCAAGACUCUUACAUACCCUCUGGAUCUCUUCAAGAAGCGGCUGCAGGUUGGAGGGUUUGAGCAGGCCCGAACUGCCUUUGGUCAGGUACGAAGCUACAGGGGCCUCCUGGACUGUGCCAAGCAGGUUCUGCAAGAGGAAGGAUCCCAGGGCUUCUUCAAAGGCCUGUCACCCAGCCUGCUGAAGGCAGCUCUCUCCACAGGCCUUGUGUUCUUCUGGUAUGAGUUGUUCUGCAGCUUGUUCCACAGCCUGAAGAAGGCAGACAGCUAG
Molecule: messenger RNA, 992 nt
Organism: Chrysochloris asiatica (Cape golden mole)
Lineage: Eukaryota; Metazoa; Chordata; Mammalia; Afrosoricida; Chrysochloridae
Gene: SLC25A19
Product: solute carrier family 25 (mitochondrial thiamine pyrophosphate carrier), member 19
Exons: 6
Coding region: 36-992 (318 amino acids)
Biological process (GO): thiamine pyrophosphate transmembrane transport
Cellular component (GO): mitochondrial inner membrane
Molecular function (GO): thiamine transmembrane transporter activity
Source: RefSeq, a predicted model, not a curated record